Molecule: messenger RNA, 3990 nt
Organism: Chrysoperla carnea
Lineage: Eukaryota; Metazoa; Arthropoda; Insecta; Neuroptera; Chrysopidae
Product: fatty acid synthase-like
Exons: 9
Coding region: 1-3990 (1329 amino acids)
Biological process (GO): fatty acid biosynthetic process
Molecular function (GO): fatty acid synthase activity
Source: RefSeq, a predicted model, not a curated record
AUGGUUCAAAACUGGUGUUCGUAUCCGAAUCCAGCGCUAGGAGAAGAAGUUGUAAUUUGUGGUAUUUCGGGGUUAUUUCCAAAAAGUGACAACAUUAUUGAAUUAAAGCACAAUUUAUAUAAUGGUAUUAACUUGAUAUCAGAAGAUAACUCAGCCACAAAUCCUGACAUACCAAAAUAUUUGGGUCGAUUGAAUCCAAAUAAUCUUGGCGAGUUUGAUAAUCAGUUUUUUAAUAUACCAGAUGAACAAAUUUAUUCAUUGGAUCCAAUGACUCGCAUACAUUUAGAGAAAACAUAUGAGGCCAUAAUUGAUGCAGGAUUAAAUCCCGACGAUUUACGUGGAACAAAAACUGGGGUCUACACAGCGUCAUCAAUAUGCGAAGCUGACAAUGAUUGGAUUUAUACACCAGCAAAAGUUGAUGGCUACGGUGUGUUUGGAAAUAGUAGAGCAAUGUUAGCCAACCACGUAAGUCUAUGGUUAGAUUUACAUGGUCCAUCGUAUAAUUUGGAUACAGCAUGUUCAAGUUUCCUAUAUGCUGUUGAGCACGGGUAUAGAGAUUUGAGAGCUGGUAUUGUGGAUUGUGCAAUUGUUGGAACGGGAAAUUUAUGUUUGUCUGAAUUGACAACUUUACAAUUUGCACGUUUGGGUUUAUUAUCAAAAGAAGGAGCUUGUCGAACUUUUGAUGAAAAAGCAAAUGGCUAUGUAAGAUCUGAAACAAUUGGAUGCAUGGUGUUAAUGCGUGCUAAAGAUGCUAAACGUAUCUACUCGUAUAUUGUGCACUCAAAGACUAAUUGUGAUGGAUAUAAACCUCAAGGUAUUACGUUUCCAUCUGCAGAAGGUCAACACAAAUUAUUGAGUGAAUUCUAUAACGAAAUUACAAUUUUACCGAAAGAUAUUAAUUACGUUGAAUGCCACGGCACUGGUACUAAAGUCGGAGACGUAGAGGAAUGUAUUUCAGUAGAGAGAAUAUUUUGUAAAGAUCGUAAAACACCUUUAAAAAUUGGUUCGGUGAAAUCUAAUCUUGGACAUUCCGAACCAUCCUCUGGAUUGUGUGCAAUUGCAAAAUGUAUUUUGUCCAUGGAGUCUGGUUUCAUUCCACCAAAUUUGCAUUAUAAUAAACCACGGAAGGAAAUUCGAGGAUUAAUCGAAAAUAAAUUUGAAGUUGUUGACAAAAUUACACCAUUGGAUGGUGAUUACAUGGCUCUAAGUGGAUUUGGAUUUGGUGGAGCUAAUGCACAUCUGUUGUUAAAACGUUUUAAAAAAUUGAAAAAAAAUCAUGGAUACCCCUCAGAUGACUUACCUCGACUUGUUUGUGUAUCUGGCAGAACUCAAGAUGCAGUGAAUACAAUCAUCCAUGAUUUACAAAAACGUUCUAUAGAUGUGGAACACGUUCGAUUGUAUCAUGAAGUUUAUCGGAAGAAUAUUAAAAAUCAUGAUUAUCGUGGGUAUGUGCUUUUACAAAAAAGUGAGCCACGUAAUAUUGGCCAUGCAACGAAAUUUAUUAAAAAUUUGACGACACCAGCCAUUUGCUAUGUUUUCACUGGAGUAGGAAGUCAAUGGGCUGGCAUGGGCAUAACAUUAAUGCAAAUACCAAAAUUCGCGGCAACAAUGCAUAAAUUGAACAAAUAUCUAGAUCCACUUUGUGUAGAUAUUGUGAAGAUUAUUACUGAUACAAAUCCAAAAGUUUUUGAUAAUCCAUUGUAUGCAAUACUUGGAACUACAGCGAUCCAAAUUGGUUUAGUUGAUGUAUUGAAUGCAAUUGGCAUCGAAGCAGAUCAUAUGAUUGGUUAUUUCACUGGAGAAUUCGCAUGUGCCUAUGCUGAUAAUUGUUUAACUGCUGAGCAAACAAUUUUGGCUGCAUAUUAUCGUGGAUUAACAUUAUUUGAUUCCAAAAUGAUUGGGAAUUCGAUGGCUAUGAGUGAUCUUAAUUCGAAUAAGUUAUUAAAUGACUACACAAGAGAAAUCAAUAGUGAUGAGCAAAUCAAUAAAAGAAAGAGGAUGGAAAUUUCUGGUUUAGUAGGUAUGCUAAAAGAAACUGCUUCGAAAAUUUAUGUAAAAGACAUAGAAAAUAAUGUAGAAAAGCCAUUGAGAACAUUUGUGGCUGUAUUUUUGACUUUCACAAUCCCGCGAUUUGAUACACCGCGAUUUAUUCUUGAAAUAUCACCAGAUAAUUCAUUAGUUGAUAUGUUAAAAGAUGUUAUUGAUAAAAAGAAUGUUUUGAUUGAAUCACUGAUGCAAGAGAACGAUCAUGAUUUAAACACAUUUUUUAAUAUUAUUGGAAACUUGUAUACAAAAGGAUUCAAUCCACAAUUGGCAACAUUGUACCCCGAAGUACAAUUUCCUGUAAGCUGUGGUACUCCAAUGAUAGGACACACCGUAAAAUGGGAACAUUCAAGAAAAUGGCCAGUUACAGUAGAAGGCUUUAGUUGGGUCGACAAAUCGUUGGAAAAAACGGUUGUAUUCGAUGUGUCUACGCCAACACAUGAAUAUCUUACAGGCCACGUAGUUGAUGGUCGAAAUCUUUUCCCGGCAACUGGUUACUUAUCUUUAAUGUGGAACGCCUUAUCAGAAAUUGAUAGAGAAUUAUUUGAAACUAUGGCAGUGGAAUUUGAAGAUAUUCAAUUUUUACGAGCUACAAAUAUCUCCACAAAAAAUAUACUAACAUUUACAAUGAUGAUACAAAAGGGUACCGGAAAUUUUGAAAUUUUAGAAAGUAAUUCAGUUGUUGUCACUGGUCGAAUUAAGCGUUUACCUCAUUAUCCCAACAAAUUACUAAAGCUGCCCGAAGUAAAACCAAUUGUCAAUGAUACUGAUAAGUUACCGUUAAACUCACGUGAUAUUUACAAAGAGUUGCGCUUACGUGGCUACAAUUAUCAAAAGGAGUUCAAGGGCAUUAUAUCUACGGAUAAUAGUGGCUUUGUUGGGCAAAUUGAAUGGAAACCAGGCAUGUGGGCUGCAUUUAUGGAUAACAUGCUACAACUGCAAAUAUUACAAGAAGAUGCCAGAUUUUUGUAUGUACCCACAAGUAUACGAAAAUUAACAAUAUAUCCGCAUGAACAUUUCAAACAUAUCCAAGAACACGAAGAUGGUAGACAGUCAAUAACCGUCACAAAUUACAAAGAAUAUAAAGUACUACAAGGUGGAGGUAUCCAAAUUGAGGGUUUAAUGGCAACAUCAAUAAAUCGUCGAAAGCCUUUGGCUGAAGCUGUUUUAGAAAAACAAGAAUUUGUUCCAUUAAUAAAUUGUAUUUCCCAAAAAUAUACGGUUGUUGAUGCUAUGCGAAUAUUUUUCCAAAUCGGCUUAGAGAAUAACCCAAGUGUUAAAGUAAAAGUCGUUGAGGUUGAUAAUGAAGUCAACGAUAUAUUGGCACCAGUAAUUUUUGAAGUUCUAAGCGACCUACCAUUAAUUCAACCUGAUAUAACAGUUCUUUCAAGUCGAUCGUUUCAAUUGCCAAAUAAUUGUCAAGUUUCUAACAAACCAUUAGAAACUGAAUCCAAAGCUGAUUAUAUUGUGACAUAUGAUUUACUAAACAAUCCAAAUAAAUUGCCAGUCAUUGGUACUGUUUCAAAAAAUAAAGAUAGUUUUGUAAUCUCACGGGAAAAUCCGAAAACAAAAACUUGUAGUAUACCUGAUUACGAUAUAUUGUGCGAACUAUUUACUGAAAAUGAUAAACUAUUAAUGCUACGAAAAAAACAGAUAUUAAAUAUUAACAAAUCUACAGAAAUAAUAAAAAUUACAAAUGAUCUUGAAUUCCCUUGGAUGGAACAAUUACAACAAUUAAUGAAAAGUAAAAUACCCACAAUUUUAUAUUCACAAAACGAACCGAUUAGUGGAUUAAUUGGAUUGAUUAACUGUUUACGAAAAGAGUACAUAAGUAAUUCAAUUCAAGCUGUGUUCAUAAAUGAUAAGAAUGCACCAGGAUUCGAUAUCAACGACCCAUUAUACAAAAAACAAUUAGAUCUUGGUUUGGCUCUUAUAUUAAUUGCGUAA